AUGUCGGCUAAUACUCCCCCCUUGUCGGUUGGUUUAUCCAUGAAUAAGUUGGUUUUAGCGAUUAAUAAUUGGGAGCCUAUAAAGAUGAUGGUUGAUGAGGGUUUGCCGGAACAAGAGAUAAGGGUGAUUUCACAAGUAGUUGCUGAGACACUUGAUGGCCAGCCACGUAUCAAUCGGUCCGAUAGUAUUGUUGAUUUAUUAGAAGAGUUUUUGAUUUCAGUAUUAGAUGAGUACCAGAUUGUUUUGGAUGAUGGAGUGCUAAGGGAGUUUGCCAUGAUAAUUAUUGGCGUUCACAAUCGGUCAUUGCAUUAG
This is a messenger RNA of Nematocida homosporus, 312 nucleotides long. RefSeq lists its product as uncharacterized. The record is from RefSeq and is a predicted model, not a curated record. Lineage: Eukaryota; Fungi; Microsporidia. The coding region runs from base 1 to 312 and encodes 103 amino acids. The transcript has a single exon.